ACGAGGUAAACAUAUAUGGCGUUUUUAUCUAAAACGCCAGUGUCAAGCUUUGUUUUCUCCGGACAACAUUGUUGGGCGGACAUCUCUCACGUUGAGGGUCAAAUGUUUUGAGGAUGUGCUGGUAAUCCCAUUAUAAUGUCAAGUUUCUCCAGAUCUGCCCAGCAAUGGGCGACCUUCGCUCGCUCCUGGUUCCUAAUCGAUGCCAGGAUGCAGCCUCCGGGAAAAAUCGCCACCAUGUGUUCAGUAAGGUUACAGGGGAAACACAAGCCUAUCUACCAUGCAAUAAGUGACUGUGGUGACCAUGUGGUGGUGAUAAACACUAAAGAGAUCGCUUUCUCAGGAAACAAAUGGGAGCAGAAAGUGUAUUCAUCACACACGGGGUACCCAGGUGGAUUCAAACAACUCACAGCUGCCCAGCUCCACCACAAAGACCCAAAAGCUAUUGUGAAGUUGUCAGUGUAUGGCAUGCUGCCUAAGAAUCUGCACAGACGUACCAUGAUGCAGCGGCUACACAUCUUUCCUGAUGAUGAGCUUCCAGACGACAUCCGAGCCAACUUGACAGAGGAGCUGGCUCAGCCCAGAGCAAUCCCCAGAAAACUCAGCGAAUACACCCAGGAGGAGAUCGACGCGUUCCCCAGGCUGUGGACACCACCGGAGGACUACAAGAUGAAAUGAAAUCUCGGCUGCCCGACGUGACCGGAGCGAAGUUAUUUCUUUUAUAUUUUUAUUUUAGCGUUAUGCCACUGAAAGAACACCAUUAAUUUUUUUGCUGCACUUAAUAGGGAUAUGACAGACAAGUUUUAGACAUCAGCUGCCGGACAGAUUUCAUGGGUUUUGAAAACAGAAACAGAUUUUCUCUAGUCAGACAAAAUAUUAGAAAAACAGUGUAAAUCCAGGCAGCACUGACUUUUUCUGCUCCAGAACUGGUAGCGAAGCCCAACUGGGCUCCACUAAAGCAGAGCUAAGUCACAAAGUAGAUGCCAGCAACACCAACAGAAAGUCUGUGCCACCCUGAGCGGGCUACACAGAAUAAAACCCUUCAGUUGCGCUGCCUUUCACCAGAGCGGACCUGGAUAAUCCAAGAACAGCACGGGUUUGCACCAUGUAGCUAGGUUCUGAUCAGAGAACAUUCUGCGGGUUUUCAGUUGAUUAUACAAGCAUGAAAUGAUCCGAUCUGGCCCGUGCAGCCGACAUCUGUUAGAGCUGACAGUGCGUUUAAAGGAUUGUGGGUUCACUGCGAACCAGUUAAUGCGUCACCAUGACAACAUUCAAGCCAUUAGUGACUUAGAUUCCUAAUGUGUGUGUUAAAUAUGUCCACAUAGUUAAUAAUGGAUUAAACUUGGAGUGAAAUUAUUAAAUUACUUUUUGUCAUGUA
Betta splendens (Siamese fighting fish) is the source of this 1375-nucleotide messenger RNA. It is a transcript of the gene mrpl13, whose product is annotated as mitochondrial ribosomal protein L13. Gene Ontology annotation, biological process: translation; negative regulation of translation. The transcript is spliced from 7 exons. The record is from RefSeq and is a predicted model, not a curated record. The coding region runs from base 136 to 675 and encodes 179 amino acids. Lineage: Eukaryota; Metazoa; Chordata; Actinopteri; Anabantiformes; Osphronemidae. Gene Ontology annotation, molecular function: structural constituent of ribosome; mRNA binding. Gene Ontology annotation, cellular component: mitochondrial large ribosomal subunit; ribosome.